UGGCAGUGUGUUAUAUGUAACUUGCAUGCUGUAAUAUUCAAAAUUAACCCAUUAAAUUAAUUCUUAACUAUUUCAAAGACAAUUCUCCGUAUUUUAUUUUAUUCAGAUGAACUCGGCAUUUUUAUUACUCCUGGGAAACGAGUGAUAAAAAGUGUAUAAACCCUCUGGCAGGGAACUUCAUAUCCCACAAUUCGCACUUCCGCAACCAACCAGGGCAUGAUUCAAGAAGUUCUUCUGUGCGGUUUCUGCUAGUUAGCUAGCAGCAACUGUGGCAAACGAGUUGGGGAGCAUAACAUUCAGAUGCAGACAGCUGUGGAAAUGAAAGGUGCGUGUCCUAGCCUUAAGUAGCAGUGAUGGAAGGUGAAGCCCAAAAGGCGACUGCAUCAUGGGAAAGUGGAACUCUGGCUCCUGUAGACCGCCUUCGCUCAGUCAGGGCGGACAGCCCCAUACCUGGUCUGGUAGAGGGAACUGAACCAGGUGCUGGCCAGAAGAGUGCCAUGUUCAUCCAUGCACACUCGUUUGAGGAUUUAACUGCUGAAGCUGAAGAAGAAGCCCUGAGGACAGCUGAUUCAGGCAAAUCAGAAGAGCAGCAUGAAGAGGGGCUCAAGGCACUUGUUGCUGAACAAAAUAUAGAUGAACAACACAGCAAUGACCUGUCGGAUAGCAGGACUAAGGAGGAGGAUGUGUCCAGUGAGGCGUGGCGGAGCCACAAAAAACACGUGUUUGUGCUGAGUGAGGCGGGGAAACCAAUCUAUACUCGCUACGGCACGGAAGAGGCGCUGUCGAGCACCAUGGGGGUGAUGAUGGCUCUCGUGUCGUUUGUCGAGGCUGAGAAGAACAUCAUCCGCUCCAUCCAUGCAGAUGGCUGUAAAGUGGUUUUCCUCACCAAGAGUCCUCUGGUCCUGGUGGGAGUGUCACGCACCUGUCAAUCAGACAAGGAGAUGCUGCGGGAGCUGCAAUACAUCUACUACCAGAUAGUCAGCCUGCUCACCCUCACCCAGCUCAACCACAUCUUCCAGCACAAGCAGAACUACGACUUGCGGCGUUUGCUGGCCGGCUCAGAGUAUCUCACUGACAACCUGUUGAUCCGGCUGGAACGAGACCCCGGCCUGCUGCUCAGUGCCGUCACUUGCCUGCCCCUCCCCAGCUCUGCCAGGGACGUAGUGUCAUCGAGCCUACAGGCCGCUAAAUCCAAAAACCUGGUGUUCUCCAUAUUGCUGGCCGGCGAUCGCCUGGUCACCCUGGUCAGGAAGAAGGACCAGUUCCUCCACCACAUAGACUUGCACCUGGUCUUCAACCUCGUCGGUUCCUCCUCUUCCUUCCGAGAAGGUGAAGGCUGGACGCCGAUCUGUCUGCCAAAGUUCAACACCGCAGGAUUUUUCCACGCUCACAUUUCUUACCUGGAGCCUGCGUCCCAGCUCUGUCUCAUUCUGGUCUCAACUGAAAGAGAGGACUUCUUUAACAUGUCCGACUGCAAGCAGAAGUUUAUGGAAAGGCUGAGCAAGCGUAGUGCCUACCAGGCCCUGAAGGAGGCGGUGAAAUGUCCCAGUUACUCCGUGGUGCAGGUUGGCAUCCCAGAGCUCAGGCACUUCCUGUAUAAAUCAAAGAGCUCCGGACUGUACACCAGCCCCGAGUUUCCGAUGGUGUACCAGUCUGAUGGAGAGCAGGAAAGGCUGCUGAGCUUGUACCAGGAACUUCACAGCUGCUUGCACCAUCCAACCAGACCUCUCCGUUACUACUACCGCUGCAGGGAAACUGAAAACUUGCUGGCACAGGUGACAAGUGGCUUUGAGCUUUACCUCUGCUUUAGUCCGCUGGCGACCAAGGCCUCAGCGUUCGCCGCUGUCAAUAAACUGCUGAAGUGGAUCAGGAAGGAGGAGGAUCGCCUCUUCAUCCUCAGUCCUCUCACAUACUGAGCCUCCUGAAACGUAAAGCAGUAUUGUGAAAACAGACUGGAGUGGUGCUAACAGCAGCUACGCAUGAUGAAGCAGUAGUCUUUAAGAGUAUGAUGAUUGUCAAAUCCUAUGCAUUUUCUUUUUUUUUGACUUUUGGAAUGCUCUGUUCUAAUUCUCUGAUUUGUAAUGAAGUGUGCUGUGCAAUUGAAUUAACGCUGUAUUUUAGCUGGCGAAAUUUUUUUAUAACUUUUAAUUUAAAAAAAAUGAAGAGCAGAUAGAAGCCUCCGCACUUUUGGUAACACAGAAACUUGCAGUGUUUACCUGUUGUUAAAGAUCUUUCAUGGAAGAAUGGUUUUACUGUAACGGCUAUUGUGCAUCUCACAACUUAAAAAAAUGUCUUUUAUGGUAUUAACUCAGUUCUUAGAAAUGAAGAAUAAACUGGAAAUUCCUCGAACUGCGGUAGAAUGUAUUUUCAAAUUAGAAGACAUGUUGGCAAAAUAUGGGUUAACAGCAUUCCUGUUGGGAGCAUCACACUUUUACCUCUAUGCACUCUUUGUUUAUGUAACGGACACUGAAACAGAAAGCCUGUGACCUGUUUACUGCUGUCAGUAGUUUGUAAUAACACGUAUUCUCUUAACACCACUGUAGAGGAAUUCCACAUGAACUCCAUUAUUUUUCCAGUUCAUCUCUUUCUUUUCACCCAUAAUACUCACAUUAACAGAUGAUAUAUUUCUGCAUGCCUCUUAAAGCUUUGUUUCCUAGAAACCUGCUAUGCUUGAGGAAUCUAGCCUUGUCACAUUUGUCACAUCAUGCCUUAACUGUUAUUGUGCAAAACAAAUAUGUAAUGCUUUAUGGCAGUCCCAUAAUUGCAAAAUUAUAUGUAAAUAAAGAAACGACCUGCAAA
This is a messenger RNA of Haplochromis burtoni (Burton's mouthbrooder), 2799 nucleotides long. It is a transcript of the gene mon1a, whose product is annotated as MON1 secretory trafficking family member A. The transcript has 6 exons. The record is from RefSeq and is a predicted model, not a curated record. NCBI's taxonomy places the organism in Eukaryota, Metazoa, Chordata, Actinopteri, Cichliformes, Cichlidae. Gene Ontology annotation, biological process: vesicle-mediated transport; protein targeting to vacuole. Bases 354 to 1916 code for a protein of 520 amino acids.